CAACGGUAACCGGCCGCUUCAACGACGUCACUUCUGUUUUCCAUUGUAUACGCUUGCUGCUAAAAGGGAUGCCCUCGUUCAUGUAGAAAAACGAACGAACAGCAGCACAAAUGGACCGUGUUUCAAAGCGCCGUCAGGUGAAACCGCUGGCUGCUUCUCUUCUUGAUGCCCUGGAUUACAAUAGCUCAGAUGACAGUGACUUUGAAGUUGGAGAUGCCUCAGGAUCAGAUGGAACAGGCAAUGGCAGUGACGAGGAAGGUUCCAAACCAAGUGCCGCAGGUUCCGAAAGUGACUCAGACAAUGUGGUUUCGAUCGAUAUUGGUACUGAUGAAGAAGAGCCCAAACAUCUGACUGCGGAGGAUAACGUGGCUGAAGAUGAAGAGAAGUCGAAACAGCAGAGCUCCUCAGAUGCCUCUGCUGUUAGUCUACCUAAAGGCAGACGAAAGAGCAAGAAGGUUUUGGAGCCUGAGUCCCGUGCAGAGGCUGGUAUUAUCUCAACCUUGGCAUCUGAGGCUGGGAGUGAUAAUGCUGACGUGUAUGAAACUGAGCCCAAAAAAUGGAACUUUCGCAGGAAUCGUCCACUUCUUGACUUUACAACCAUGGAAGAGCUGAAUGAGAUAGAUGACUAUGAUAGUGAGGAUGACAAUGACUGGAGACCCACAGCGGGAAAGAAGAGAGGCAAGGCAGCAACCCAAAAAGGUGGUGGCACAGAUGAAGGAGACAGUGCCAUUGCAGAUGAUAAUGAUGGGGAUGAUGAUGAGGAUGAUGAUAAGGAUGACAAUGAUGAAGACGAUGAUGAUGACGAUGUAGAUGAUGAUGGCGAGGAUGAGGAUGAUAAGGAAGAUGAUGAAGUAAACAACAGUAGCAGUGAGAGUGACAAGGAGGUGAAGAAACCCAAGAAAAAGGCUAAAAAUACCAAUGCUUUUGAUGAAGAAUUAACAAAUGACAGCAUGUCCCAAGGAAAAGGAAUUGAGGAUGCGUCGCUAGAUCGGUCCCAGACGUGGAAUGCUCAGCACAUCCUAAUCUGCUCAGUUUGCUUGGGAGACAAUAGUGAAGAUGCAGAUGAGAUAAUUCAGUGUGACAAUUGCGGUGUUACUGUGCAUGAAGGGUGUUACGGCGUUGAUGGAGAGAGUGAUUCUAUAAUGAGCUCAGCAUCAGAGAACUCAACAGAACCUUGGUUUUGUGAUGCCUGUAAGAAUGGAGUGAUGCCAAGCUGUGAGCUCUGCCCCAACCAGGAUGGUAUCUUCAAAGAGACAGAUGCCGGGAGAUGGGUGCAUGUGGUUUGUGCACUUUAUGUUCCUGGGGUUGCAUUUGGAGACAUCGAUAAACUCCGACCAGUGACUCUCACUGAGAUGAACUAUUCAAAAUAUGGGGCUAAGGAGUGCAGUUUCUGCGAAGAUAACCGCUUUGCCAGGACUGGUGUGUGCAUUAGCUGUGAUGCAGGGAUGUGUCGGUCCUACUUCCAUGUCACUUGUGCACAGAGAGAGGGGCUCCUGUCCGAAGCUGCUGCAGAAGAGGAUAUUGCAGAUCCAUUUUUUGCUUAUUGCAAGCAGCAUGCAGACCGCUUUGAUAGGAAGUGGAAAAGAAAAAACUACCUGGCUUUGCAGUCAUACUGUAAGGUGUCGGUGCUUGAGCGAGAGAAACAGCUCACUCCUGAAGCUCAGGGCCGGAUCACAACUCGCCUGCAACAAUACCGCACAAAAGCAGAGUUGUCCAGGAACACACGACCUCAAGCAUGGGUGCCAAGGGAGAAGCUGCCACGACCUCUGACCUCUAGUGCAUCAGCCAUCAGGAAGUUAAUGAGAAAGGCAGAGCUGAUGGGCAUCAGCACAGACAUUUUCCCGGUGGACACAUCUGACACCAAUGCAAGCAUGGAUGGCCGUCGGAAACACAAGCAGCCUGCACUCACGGCAGACUUUGUCAAUUAUUACUUAGAGCGUAAUAUGCGAAUGAUCCAGAUCCAGGACAACAUAUCUGAACAGAAGACCUUAAAAGACAAGCUGGAGAAUGAGCAAGACAAACUGCACGUGGAGUACAACAAGCUCUGUGAAUCUCUCGAAGAGCUGCUAAAUGUCAAUGGAGAUCUGCGAAGUGAAGGCCAAGCAAUGUGGACUCUACUUGGAGACAUCCUUGGCCAGAAACUAAACACUCCAGCUGUUCUAAAAGCCCCCAAAGAGAGGAAGUCUAGCAAAAAAGAGGGGGGAACUCAAGGGAAACCAUCAAGCCUACCAGCAAUUCUUUACAGCUGCGGCAUCUGUAAGAAGAACCAAGACCAACAUCUCCUUGUGCUGUGUGAUACCUGCAAACUUUACUACCAUUUGGGUUGUCUUGAACCACCACUGACACGCAUGCCCAAGAAGACCAAGAAUAGCUACUGGCAAUGCUCAGAGUGUGACCAGGCGAGCAGCGAUGAAGCUGAUAUUGCUAUGGAGACGCUACCUGACGGUACCAAGAGGUCCAGGAGGCAGAUUAAAGGGCCAAUUAAAUUCAUCCCGCAAGAGAUGUCACCAGAACCCAAAAAAACUCAAGUUAGAGGCACGGAAGGCCACCAACCUGUUGGAUGCUACAUUUUGAUGAUGUUUUCAAGAAUUAGUAGUUUUGACAUUAGAGAACCAGAGGGCAGAAAAGAAAGAAUAUCCCUUUCUGUGAAGAGAGAGACGACAACAUAGAGGUUGUGAGAGCCGGGGCAGCCACCUCACCUGGCAUAAAACAUGGAACCGAUGACCAUUGGCUUAGAGAAAAACAAAAGCAAAAUUGAGAGGCAUUUGAAGAAAGACGGUUGAUACAGGCUGAACAACAAGAGAACAAGACCGUCCACAGUCCACAAUGACCUCUGAUCCAAACUGGAUGAAUGGAAACUGUCAAUCUGAAAAACAGAAUUGCUUCGAGAUGAACUUACAUCCUGACAUUAAACUGGUCAACUGCUGCUACCACUAAAUUGAGAGCUUUUGUGACACUCUAAUAUGUCUUUAUCAAUUUUGGUUUCUUGACGUACAUUGAGCAACAUUAAUUAUGUGAUAUUUUUUAAUGUGGAAUGCUAAGGCAAGACAUUAGUACGUUAUCACUUUGGAUGUAGUAAUAAAAUCCGUACAAGUCUGAUGUAGAAACGUUGAUGAAAUGUGAUUGUUUUAUUAUUUUUCUGUGGCACUACUGAUAACAGUUGACAGAUUUUAUGGAUUUUAAAAAAAUAAAAAUAAAAAGAUGUACGUGUACCGGUAUUCAGUAGCACUUGACAUUUGGAUAAAUCCAUCUAUUCAAUGCUGAGGAAUGAACCUUUUGUUUUCAGAAAUGGCAGUGAAGUCCAUUUGUCAUGUUUUGUUCAAAGUUGGUGCCGGCAGCACAGUGAAGCAAUGGUUAGAAAAUUUGGUUGCUGGUCUUAAUAAGAUUUGACUCAAGAGGAGACUGUUAGCAAGAAAAGAGAUAGCUUCCAACUGUGAACUAGUAUGGCGUACAGUACGGCAGCAUUUGUGGAAGAGGCACAGCAACACAUUUAUUUGCAUUAUUUCAGAUUAUGAAUAGACUAAAUGAAUCAAUUAAGAGCUACAAGAAUGUGUGAAUGACGAAUCUGUUCGACCAACAGUGGUUUAUGUGACCCAUAUGAUAUCAGCUUGGCAUAGUACUUGUAAAGAUAGUUCACCAGGUACUACUAGACAGAAAUAUAUUGCAUGUGAAUGGAAAAGUGGCAUAACACAAAGUGCACCUACCAGUACCAAUAUUUAAGUUAUAAUAAUGUAAAAUUAUCUUAUAUCAAUCUUGUAUUGUGCGUGCAUGUGUGCAUUUUUUUUAAAGUAAAAGGCCAGACAUCUUUGAGAGAAGCUUGUCACGUACAGUCUAGAAAAGGACUCCUGUUUGUAAUGUAGCAUAAUGCUACGUUACUUUUUUGUAGUAGGUACACGUUAGAAUCGUGAGAGUAAUCGCAUCACGUGUAUUGAAAUGUUAUUGUCUUUGGGCAUUUAGCAUUCUUCCUUGUUCAUCAUAUCCAGAAGUUGACUGGCAUGUCUUCAGUAAGAAGCCCAGCUUUGUCUCCAUGUCCCUAGUGGUCCUCGGUCAGGACUGCCAAAUCCGUUGCUGUUUUCUCUGUCAGGGCACAUGACAAGUGUCACAUUGUGCCCCCAAAUGUCAUUUUCUGGAGAAUUUGGGACUUGUAAUGCCCAUGGUGUUUACUGCUUUUGCGAACAACCAAUUGUUAUCGUCUUUAUAGAUCGGUGAUUCUUAACCUGGGUUUGAUCGAACCCUAGAGCAGUGAUUCUUAAUCUUGUUGGAGGUACGGAACCCUACCAGUACCAUAUGCGCAUUCACCGAACCCCUCUUUAGU
Molecule: messenger RNA, 4315 nt
Organism: Syngnathus acus (greater pipefish)
Lineage: Eukaryota; Metazoa; Chordata; Actinopteri; Syngnathiformes; Syngnathidae
Gene: phf14
Product: PHD finger protein 14
Exons: 17
Coding region: 111-2669 (852 amino acids)
Biological process (GO): regulation of transcription by RNA polymerase II
Source: RefSeq, a predicted model, not a curated record